Messenger RNA from Odobenus rosmarus divergens (Pacific walrus), 563 nucleotides. RefSeq lists its product as uncharacterized. The record is from RefSeq and is a predicted model, not a curated record. Bases 1 to 414 code for a protein of 137 amino acids. The transcript has 2 exons. Lineage: Eukaryota; Metazoa; Chordata; Mammalia; Carnivora; Odobenidae.
AUGCACUCAGAUCCCCUUGCAGUCAUGGGCCAUCUGUCUCUUCCUCGGCACCUCGUUCUCAGAGUUUGGCACGUCGCAGAUGCUCGGCCAGAGCGGCCCGGUGUCCUCCGUGGCCCCUUGGGGAGACCCUCGUGGUCUCUGGUGGUUGUAGCUUUCAAUAACCGUGUUCUCCAACAGGCGGGCCUCGGUUUCUGGAAGGAAAAUCCAGUGCGUGCUUCUCUUUGUGCACAGGGCUUGUGGGACGUUGGGGAAACGUUGCCGUGCCCAGAAGACUUGGCUCCCGAUGAGGUCGUGGAACUGGAAAAUCGAGCUGUGCUGACCAGCCUGAAGCAGAAGUACCUCACGGCGCUUCGAACCCCAGGUGGUUGCUGGAGCCCAUCCCCAGGAAAGGCGGAAAAGAUGUCUUCCAGGUAGACAUCCCAGAGCACCUGCUCCCCUCGGGGCAGGAGGCCUGAGGAGCGUGCAGGGUUUCGGAGAAGCCAGCUAAGUCAUGACCCGUGAGCUGACCAUCGUGCUGCAGGCGGGGACCGCAGCUCUGGUCUGGCUGGGCCCUGCCGCGGAGA